CACGAAAGAAACUCGGCCUCGAGACAGAAGGACAACGGCCUCGAGAACGGCGUAAUCCUUUAAACCCAUCGGAAGCGUAUUUUAGAUCGUUUUUGCCAAGAAAUGGCAAACUAGCGAAUCUUCCUGAAGAAUCAGGGCCAUUGAAUAAGGAUGGCACUUACACUCUGACGGGUGAAUGGAUCGAAGUUUUGGACGAGCCUACAGCGACAUUGCCAGAGAAGCGUCAUGUCAGAAAAAAAAGCAACGUUGUUUUGCUGUAUGCUCAUGGAGGUGGACAUUCUUUUUGUUCAGCCAAGUUCCAUCGUCAUUUGGUUACAAGAAUGUUACUCGAGUUUGGUCCAGGCGCUAGAGCCUUUGUUUUUGAUUAUCGUCUUUCGCCAGAAGACCCCUUCCCAGCGGCAAUCCAUGAUGUAUAUGCUGCAUAUCUUUACUUGACCCAACCUCAACAUGAAGCUAUUACGAUCCAGCAUCCUAGUACACCAAUCACGGAGCCAAUUGACCCAAAGGAUAUUGUCCUCGGCGGUGACUCUGCGGGUGGUGGAUUAGCCAUUGGAUUCCAGCUUUAUAUGAGAGAUUACGUUCAGCCUUCCGUUGAACCCAAGCUCACAAUGCCACCUGCCACUCUUUUGAUUUCGGCCUGGACUGAUAUUUCGACCUCGAUGCCCUCUGCGAUAAAUAUGCACAGUUAUUGCUAUACACCUUCGCCCAUGGGAGUCAACCCCUUUGUUACUCAAAAGAAGUUUGAAUCAUUUAAUGGGUAUAAUUUUGCAAGGGCUUAUUUAUGUGGAGACGAGGUCUACGCACCCAAUGAAAGAAACUCCGGCGGCAAGGCUCUUAUAUGGGAAUGGUACCGGCAUUUAGCCCAGCAUCCUUUGGUCUCUCCAGUCUUUACUGCAGACCUCUCAGGCCUCGAAAGCAGCACACUCCUGCAAACUGGCGCUUUCGACCGACUAUCGGAUGACACGCGUUUGUAUGCUCAUAAACUUGGUCAAGCUAAUCCUAAGCAACGCGUGCGGUUGGAGGUUUACCAAGACAUGGUGCACGUGCACCAGUAUUUUGAGUUUUUGCCCUCAGCCGAUAAAGCACUUCGAUCGAUUGUUGCUUUUGUGGAAGAUGCACAACUGAAAUCCAAAAAUCAGAAUCAGGAACGUAAGCCUGGGGCAGAAUGGAUCGUUGUGAGUACUCUUGGCGUUGAACGAGAGGGACAUGAUGACACGAGUAGUCUCAUUGAGGCCUUAGAUGAAUAUUGGAUAAAACCUCAACGUGAACAAACACUUUGAUUACGAUAUCA
Molecule: messenger RNA, 1291 nt
Organism: Lobosporangium transversale
Lineage: Eukaryota; Fungi; Mortierellomycota; Mortierellomycetes; Mortierellales; Mortierellaceae
Product: Alpha/Beta hydrolase protein
Exons: 5
Coding region: 321-1280 (319 amino acids)
Molecular function (GO): hydrolase activity
Source: RefSeq, a predicted model, not a curated record